AUAAGCUCAAUAACAACGACGAUAUAAGCACCAACUUCGUUCCAACCAGAUUUUGAACGUAGUCUGUCUAAUUAAGGACACAAAAGACCUUCACMGCCAAGUGAUACUUAGCAGAAUACUAACAGCGACCGUAUCUCUUGGAAUCUGAAGCACGCARGGUUUCACAAACACGUCGUCAACUAAAGUAUAGUGCUGCACCAUYAACCAACCUUUUGGGUAACGUUACGUUCAACACCGAACAAGGAUCUAAAUAAUAACAAUGUUUAAGAUCCGACAAUCGAAAUACCGUCAUGUCUAUUGUGACGCCCCAAAGCAACAGGUACGUGACGGUSGGCUUGUGUUUGGAAGCCUGUGAUGAGCCUCUUGACGAAGAUGAACUUUGCUCUCGUAAAGCUCUCAUGUAAUAUGCUCACGGCUGCCUUCUAACGAAUUCCUCUCUGUACGGCUGAUCUUGGUACGUCGAACCCAUCAUCGGUAUGACACCGGCGUCUUACGGUCGUUGGGAUUUGAUUUGCAAAUUUUUACUAUUUUUUUUCCUCGCAGAUGUGCUACACUGGGUUUCGUGUCGCUACGGCAACCGGAGAACAACAGUACAUCAAGGCAUCGACAAAAUACUGGUCCGUAGCUAUGUUUGGUGGAGGUGGUCCUAUGGUAAUCGGACGACACGAUCGUCCGGGAAGAUUUGAGGACGGAGUGUCCCCUAUUUUGAAGGGUCACACUGGCACCGUUUUGGACAUGGAUUGGAAUCCCUUCGAUGACUCGAUGCUGGCAACUGCAUCAGAAGACUCGACUAUCAAGCUCUGGUCAAUUCCAGACGAUUGGGAACCUACGAACGAAAAAGGAAUGGGUARGAAGGGUGAUGACUUCUCCGAGUCCCUGRUAGAUCUCGAAGGACACAGAAAGAGAGUUACCCUGUGUAGGUUUCAUCCAACUGCCAGCAAUACUUUGAUGAGUACUUCCGCAGAUUAUACCGUCAAGGUGUGGGACAUCGAAGCAGGUUCCGCAAUUUCAUCCUUGGAAUGCAGUAACCUCACACAGGACAUCGUUUGGGACGUUCGAGGUGACAAUUACGCGACCUCGAACAAGGAUAAAUCCGUCAAGAUCAUUGACGCGAGAACGGGAGAGCAAACAACAAAAAUUGAURUUGCCCACGAAGGCUCCAAAUCGACAAAAAUUCAGUGGCUUUGCAACGAAGGCGCCGCCGGAAAACUCCUCACGACCGGUGCGAACAAACAAUCCGGACGAGAAAUGAAAAUCUGGGAUUUGAAGAACCUCUCCAAACCUCUCCAAGUCGAACCCGUCGACACCGCCUCUGGUGCAUUGAUGCCUUUGUAUGAUCAAGGCACUAAGGUGAUCUACUUAUGUGGUAAGGGUGAUGGUCAGAUCCGUCUUUAUGAGUUCGAUGAAAGCAARCAACCGCAUCUUCACAAACUCAACGAUGGAUUCCGAUCGACGACUCCAGGAAAGGGUUAUUGCAUGGUCCCCAAGCGUGGGCUCGACAUCAUGAGUUGCGAAACGGUUCGAUUACUGAAAAUCACCAAUACGGACGGAAUCCAUCCGCUCAAAUUCAUUGUCCCAAGAAAGUCCGAAGCUUUCCAAGACGACAUUUUUCCACCCUGYCCGGCACCAAGUGCCGCUCACACGUGCGCCGAAUGGGUUGGCGGUUCGUCUAAGAUGCCCAAAACAAUGCCAUUGGAUCCAAAAUCGAUGGCCGAAAAUGGCGUCAACGGGGCGGCAAAUGGGGCAAAAAAGAAACUCGUAACCAUCCCGAUGCUCACCAAGGAAAACGCAAAAUUGAAGACCCACAUCCAAACAUUGGAAACGAAAUUGAAGGACGCAAACAUCGCAUACGAACCCUACGUAUUCGACGAAGAAUAAUCUAUUAUAAAUUAUCCUUUUUGAA
Molecule: messenger RNA, 1903 nt
Organism: Pseudo-nitzschia multistriata
Lineage: Eukaryota; Bacillariophyta; Bacillariophyceae; Bacillariales; Bacillariaceae
Source: the annotation of a GenBank genome assembly